Messenger RNA from Closterium sp. NIES-65, 1353 nucleotides. The record is from the annotation of a GenBank genome assembly. Lineage: Eukaryota; Viridiplantae; Streptophyta; Zygnematophyceae; Desmidiales; Closteriaceae.
AUGUCAACUAGUUGGAAAGUGUGUUUUUUCCCCCCUUUCUCCCUCUCGUUACCCCCCCUUCUCCCUCUCGUUUCCCCCCCUCCCCCUCUCGUUUACCCCCCUUCCCCCUCUUGUUUCCCCCCCUUCUCCCUCUCAUUUCCCCCCUUGCUCACUCUCAUGUCCCCCCUUUCCCCUUCUCAUUUCCCCCCAUUCUCGCUCUCAUUUCCCCUCAUGCUCCCCAUCAUUCCCCCCCUUUCCCCCUCUCGUUUCCCUCCCAUACACUUGCUCAUUUCCCCCCCUUCUCCCUCUCAUUCCCCCCCCCCCCCCCCUGCUCCCUCUCAUCUCCCCCCCUUCUCCUUCCCGUCUCCCCCCCUUCUCCAUCUCGUUUCCCCCCCUUCUCCCUCUCAUUUCCCCCCCUUAUCCCGCUCAUUGCCCCCCUUUCUCCUUCUCAUUUCCAUCCGUUCUCCCCCUCAUUCCUCCGAUGCGCCCCCUCUUUCCCCCCUUUGUCUCCCUCUCAUUUCCCCCCCUGCUCCCUGUCAUGCCCCCCCUUUCUCCCGCUCAUUUCCCCCCUUCUCCCUCUCAUUCCCCCCCCUGCUCCCUGUCAUGUCCUCUCUUUCUCUCGAUCAAUUCCCCCCUUCUCCCGCUCAUUUCGUCGCCUAUCGAGAGGCCGCGCCUCCCGAAAUGCGGCAUUGCCCUGCCGCACAGGUUCCACACAAUGCAUUACCCCUUCCCCUCCCUGCAUUACCCUUCCCCUCCCUGCAUUACCCUUCCCCUCCCUGCAUUACCCUUCCCCUCCCUGCAUUACCCUUCCCCUCCCUGCAUUACCCUUCCCCUCCCUGCAUUACCCUUCCCCUCCCUGCAUUACCCUUCCCCUCCCUGCAUUACCCUUCCCCUCCCUGCAUUACCCUUCCCCUCCAUGCAUUACCCUUCCCCUCCCUGCAUUACCCUUCCCCUCCAUGCAUUACCCUUCCCCUCCCUGCAUUACCCAUCCCCUCCCUGCAUUACCCUUCCCCUCCCUGCAUUACCUAUCCCCUCCCUGCAUUACCCUUCCCCUCCCUGCAUUACCCUUCCCCUCCCUGCAUUACCCUUCCCCUCAUUGCAUUACCCUUCCCCUCCCUGCAUUACCCUUCCCCUCCCUGCAUUACCCUUCCCCUCCCUGCAUUACCCUUCCCCCCUCUUUUUCACAAUCCUCCUGCCUUACCCUCUUUUCCCCUCUCCUGCUGCCUUUCUCUCUUUUCAGCUCUCUUCUUACCUUACCUCAUUUCCCCUCUCUUCCAGCCCUUCCCACUUUUCUGCAAUCUUCCUGCCUUUCCCUCUUUUUUCCUCUCUUCCCCAUCUCCCACUCUUGUCACCAAACCUCUGUGUCCCACCUAA